AUGCGACGAAAUCGUUUUGACCAAAUUUUUUCAAAUAUUCAUUUCUGUGACAAUAGCAAGCUUGAUGAGCAUGACAAAUUGUCUAAAAUAAGACCAUUAAUUUCUAUGUUAAAUUCAAGGUUUUUGAUACACACACCACAUCAACAAUUUCAUAGUAUAGAUGAAUCAAUGGUACCAUAUUUCGGCAGACAUGGCUGCAAACAGUUCAUAAGGGGUAAGCCUAUUCGAUUUGGUUUCAAAAUUUGGGUCGGGACUCUGAGAUUAGGCUAUGUAGUCUGGAUAUCUCCCUAUCAAGGAAAAAGUGGUGAUCUUCAAAAUACUGAGUAUGGCCUGGGUGCGUCAGUUAUCAUAUCAUAUGCAAAUAAUUUAUUGGCUCACCGUAAAGCUCCAUAUCAUUUGGUGUUUGAUAAUUUUUUCACUGGUUUGCCAUUAUUAGAAAAGUUAAGUGAAAUGGGUUUAUAUGGAACAGGGACAAUACGUUCAAACAGAACAAAGAAAUGUCCAAUCAAUUUUGCUGCAAUGAAAAAAAAAGAAAGAGGUUCGUACGAAAGUUAUGUUUCUGAUUCGGGUAUUUUGGUAUGUGCAUGGAAGGACAAUAACACUGUUACCAUAGCAUCCAACAACAUUGGAGUUGAGCCAGUCACGACCGCAAAAAGAUGGUCUGUUUCAGAUAAAAAAUAUAUAAGAUUUUCUCAACCACGAAUUAUACAUUCGUACAACCAAAAUAUGGGUGGUGUUGAUCGUAUGGAUCAAAACGUUUCACAAUACCGAAUUUCUAUUCGUGGUAAUAAAUGGUAUUCGUGUAUAGUAUUAUACUCUGUUGAUGUGGCUGUGCAGAAUGCUUGGCAGUUACAUAAACUCCAUACUGAAAAACCAAUGGACCUUUUGGCUUUUCGUAGGCACAUUGCGACCUAUUAUCUACAAAAAUUCAAUAAAGUACCAAAUCCUGGUCGAAAAGGAGGAAAACCGUCUAGUUAUAUUCCUCGAUAUGAUGGUGUAAUGCAUUACUUAGUUCCACAAGAAAAACAAACUAGAUGCGCAGAAUGUCAUCAAAAAACUACUUCAAGGUGUAACAAAUGUGAUGUGGGAUUGCAUUUGAAGUGCAACAUACAGUUUCACACAUUAAAAUAAUUAAUAUUUUCCAAAUAGUUUAACAAGUUAUUAAGUUAUUAUUAAUUUUAUAAAUAGACAAUUGUAAUAUAGUCGUUUUAUUAUAAUUAAUAUAGUGUCGAAUUUUGUUUUGUAUAUCACACCUUAUUUUCCCACUGUCCUUCAUAUAGGACACCUAUUA
This is a messenger RNA of Daktulosphaira vitifoliae (grape phylloxera), 1291 nucleotides long. Its product is annotated as piggyBac transposable element-derived protein 3-like. Lineage: Eukaryota; Metazoa; Arthropoda; Insecta; Hemiptera; Phylloxeridae. Gene Ontology annotation, molecular function: sequence-specific DNA binding. The record is from RefSeq and is a predicted model, not a curated record. Bases 1 to 1131 code for a protein of 376 amino acids. The transcript has 2 exons.